AUGAAGGAGAUCCGCAAAGUAAUUGUACUGGGCGCCACAGGAAAUGUGGGACAGCGCGUGAUAUCUGCUCUUCUGAAGGCAUCGUUUCAUGUCACGGCUGGUGGUAGAGCCUUGGGCUCUAUGUCCGACCUUCCUUCGGAAGCAGUAAAGAUUUCAGUUGACUAUGGCUCCCCAGAAUCGCUCAAGAACGCAUUUCAUGAUCAAGAUGCUGUCAUUGAGGCCUUCAAUCCCAAUGUUGCAAUAUUCCAAGAGCAGAUUGUCCAAGCCGCCAUCGAUGCUGGCGUACAACACCUAAUUACCCCCGACUUCAGCAGUGAUACUUUCAACGAAAACGUCGAAGAAUUAUUGAUCUUUGAGCCGAAGCUGAAGGCACAGCGUCUCCUUGAAUCUGCUGCUGAGAAACAUGGAAUCAACUGGACCGCUAUCAUUACAGGGCCAUUUUUUGAUUGGGCCAUCCCACGCAGUAUUUUCUGGGUGAACCCAAGUUCCAAAGAGGUCACGGUCUUCGGAUCCGGCAACCAGCAAGUGAGCAUGUCAGCGAUUGAUAUGGUUGGACGGGCGUCUGUUGCUGUUCUGCAAAAUCCCGUCGCCUUUCUGAACCGCGUCGCCUACUUUGCUGACUACACCGUCAGCUCUAAUGAACUGGUUACGACUCUCAGCAAUAUGGAUACCAGGGAGAUGUGGAAACCGAAUGAGAUUCCGCUUUCGGGCUUCCUUCAACGAGGAAAGGAACUUUGGUCUCAGGAUACAAUUGACGGAGUCCAAGAUAGGCUCAAUUCCCCAGCCUAUCAGAUUCUGGGGACGUAUGGUCUAUUUGAUGAGUCAAACAGAUAUGGCGCAGACUUUAGUAAGAAAGUCGAAGAGGGCUUCGGUAUCACACUGGCAGAAUUUCAGCAAAUGCUGCAGCAGGCUAUUUUUAAAUAG
Penicillium soppii is the source of this 924-nucleotide messenger RNA. RefSeq lists its product as uncharacterized. The record is from RefSeq and is a predicted model, not a curated record. NCBI's taxonomy places the organism in Eukaryota, Fungi, Ascomycota, Eurotiomycetes, Eurotiales, Aspergillaceae. The transcript is spliced from 3 exons. Bases 1 to 924 code for a protein of 307 amino acids.